GCCCUUUAACUUCCGAGCGGAUUUCCAGAAAGCAACAACCUGUAACAGGCUCAGUGAUCCUCCCCUUGAUGGAUUAUUUAACAGGCUCUGAGUCCCAUGUCGCCAUCUGCUAUUGGAAGAAAAAAUAAAACGCGACGGCAAUGACUUGAGCAAACCGGGUGAAUAAAUCAAUUAAACAACGAUAAGUUAGCGGAACGCACACAACUUGCGCAAACAGGUGUUCUGCAUCCCGCGGGCGAGACGGAGGAAACGGAUACACGAGCGUCAUUCAACCCCGGGAAAAACGUAACAACCAGGUCGGUUUACCGCUCAGGAAAAUAACAGGGGACUGAGUUUUCUUUUUUCAACAUGUAAAACAUAUCGCGUAUUUAAAAGUGUCUGAACGGAAACGGACUUUGUUCAUUUUGGGCUCUUUGGUGAGCUCUUUCGGCAACUGAGUUUCCCCGCAAAAGUCAACCGCGUGACCGAGAUGAUCUGAAGCUUGGCGCAUACAAUGCCGACCCCUUCUGCACGGUGAACGGAUCUGGCUGCACGCGGGCCUCUCUGAAGGAAGGAGUCCCCUCGGAUCUGCAGAAGCAGCGAUGGUACUGGAGGGGGACACUGCGCUGCUCGCCGCGAGGCAAGGGGACGUGCAGACUCUCAAACUGCAGUUGGCGCAAAAAGCGCUCACGCCGCAGGUCAGGGACGUGUUGGGGGCUUCGCCGGUCCACCACGCUGCCCGAGCCGGGAAACUAACCUGCCUGCGAUUCCUCGUGGAGGAGGCAGGGCUGGAUGGAAACUGCCUGGCCAACAACGGGGCGAGCCCGGCGCAUGACGCAGCAGCCACCGGCAACCUGGCCUGCUUACAGUGGCUGCUGACCCACGGUGGAUGUCGGCCUCAGGACAGGGACAGUUCUGGAGCCACCGUUCUCCACCUCGCAUCCCGCUUCAGUCACCACGAGAUCACUGACUGGCUGCUGAAGAGAGGCGACGUGGACCCCGGGGCCUCCACCGAUACAGGCGCAGUACCUGUUCACUAUGCUGCUGCCAAGGGAGACCUGGCCUCCCUCCGACUGUUACUGGGGCACAGCCCAAACGUUGUCAACACUCAAACAAAGAAUGGUGCCACACCGCUCUACCUGGCAUGCCAGGAGGGUCAUCUGGAGGUCGUCCAAUACAUGGUGAAGGAUUGUGGGGCAGAUCCUAGCAUCAGAGCCAAUGACGGGAUGACACCUCUGCACGCUGCUGCCCAGAUGGGCCACAACACUGUCAUUGUCUGGCUGGUUAGCUUCACAGAGGUCCGCCUGACGGACAGAGACAGUGACGGGGCCACGGCCAUGCACUUUGCAGCCAGUCGAGGUCACUCAAAGGUGCUCAGCUGGCUGCUGCUGCACGGCGGAGAGAUCAUCACUGACAAUUGGGGGGGAACCCCUCUGCAUGACGCUGCAGAGAACGGCGAACUGGAGUGCUGUCAGAUCCUUGUAGUCAACGGGGUGGACCUGGCCAUCAGGGACCUGGACGGUUUCACCUCAGCAGAUCUGGCUGAAUACAACGGCCACUCCCAGUGUGCCAAGUAUCUGCACACUGUGGAGAACAUGAGUGUGGAGCACCGCGUUUUGUCCCGGGACCCCUCAAUGGACCUCGAGUACAAGCAGCCGGACUCGGGCCUCUCGUCCCCAAACACCACCAUGCCCCCCAUCAACCAGGCGGCCCACUUUGACAUCAGUUCACCGUCCAGCUCCCUGUCCAACUACGACUCUGCCAACUCCAGCCAGUCCAGCACUGGGGAGAAAAGGAGCAGCUUAACAAAGUCACAAGGCGCACUCGCUCAGCUGAACACGGUCGCACACACAGGUGCAUCCGAGUCGGGCAUUUCAGACAUGCAGGCGUACAUGGACAUGCUAAACCCCGACAUCGGCUCCGACGUGCACAAGAAGAAUGACAUACCUGCUAAUAACGCCUCCCAGCCCUCACCACCCCCACCCCCACCACCACCACCUCCAACCUAUCCCCCCCCGCCUCCACCACAUUCGCCCCCGGUGCCCCCGCCAGCCCCGGCCUACCCAGCACCGCAGCCCCCUCAGGAGCCGACAUCAGUGGAGUUCCUGAAGGUGAAAAGCAGACUGCGUCACGUGGAGAGCACCACCAGCAAGACGGAGCUGACGCUCGGAGAAAACCCAGACAAACUGCGCCGCGUGGAUUCCAACAGGAGGUCUAGGAGCUUCAGCAAGCAGCCCAGCACUGGGGACUACUACAAGGCCCUGGGCAGCGACUUGGCCGAGUCCGAAGGGAGCAAAGGCAUGGCGCCCAACGAGGAGGGCUCCGUGUUACUGGAGGAGCCCACUGACAGCUCCGCCCACAGCUCCAACAACGGCACUGCGGAGGAAUCGGCAGCGUCCCCACCCCCCCCUCCUCCUCUUCCGCCGCCGCCGCCUCCUCUCCCUGCAAGCAAUCAGACACCGACACCACCUCCACCCCCUCCGUUGCCCCCGGAGACGGCAACCACCCAGAAUUACUCUGCCAGUAGUACCUCUUCCAACCAGCGACGUCUAUCUUCCUCAUCAGGAAGCACAAAAUCUUUCAACAUGAUGUCCCCCACCGGCGACAACUCCGAGCUGCUGGCAGAGAUCAAAGCAGGGAAGAGCCUGAAGCCAACACCUCACAGUAAAGGCUACACCACGGUGUUCUCCAACAGCGAACCCACAGGCAACAAUGAAAACACUGCGUCUCCACCAGAGACCCGCACGUCCAGCCCACCGGCCAAGCCGCCGUCCCCGGCACCGUCUCCUACUGCGUCCGUGACCUCGCCACCCGCCACCCCGAGUCCCUCCCCCAGCCCCACCGGUUCUGGAUCGGCCAGGACCAUGUCGACCUCUGCGAGCUACGAGCAACUGCCCUCCAAUGCCGUUCUCAACGGGAACGGCGGCGGGGCAGAGUCGGGGCGGAAGAUGAGCCUCGCAGACGUGGAAGCGCUCGUGCCCACUCACGACGAACAGGGAAAAGCCAUCCCUGAAUGGAAGAGACAGGUGAUGGUGCGAAAGCUUCAGGUCAAGAUGCAGGAGGAGGAGGAGCACAAGCGCAAGGUUGAGGAGGAGGCUGCACGCCUGGCAUCCAUGCCGGCCUGGAGGAGAGACAUGAUGAAGAAGAAAAUGGACGAAGAGAGAUGUGACAGGGAAGAAAAAAGAAAAUCCGAGCAGCAAGCCAAACAGGUGAAAGAGAUGGAGGAGAAGACGGAGCUGGAGCGAAUACGGAACCUGGGUUACGACGAGACCAAGCUGGCCCCCUGGCAGCGGCAGAUCAUUUUGAAGAAAGGGGAUAUAGCCAAAUAGUGAACUGGGCCGUCUCCUCCUCUGACCCCCGUCCUCACACACCGACCCCAAAGGCCUUCACUGAACACCUCCCCACCCCCGAUCCUCCGCCCUGCACUGUACACUGGACAGCCGGGAGGGAGCUCGUCCUCCUCUGCACCCUGUCUCCGACCUCCAGAGACACAGGACUCGGCGUGGGCGCCGUGACUCACCAACCUCCACUGAACGUCUCACUGACACAAACUCUCCGUCUUUUAGUGCUAUAACAAUAGCUAUGAAAUGCGCUGAUUCUCUUUGCUUAAGACACUUGCUAUAGAUGCAUGGGUCCUUAAACGAAUUAAACCCCUAUGUAGUUUCUAUACUUACUUUCCUCUAAAUGAAUCGCAGUCGUUUCCCAUAGAAGAGUUACUCAAACAAAGAGGUUUGUGAUAGAUUGAAAGCGGCGUCUUGUGAGCUUGUUGCCAUGGGUCAGUUCACGUACUGUACCUUUAGCCAUACUCACCACUAUGUGAUAAAUGGAAAAGUAGCUCUACUACAUUUGUGUCACCUGACGGUGGCAUGGACAUACUCUGCAAAUGCUUAUUGAACCCUGAAGCAGCUAAUGCGUUCUGUGUGUAGGAUAUAUCAUAUCGACAUCAUGUUACAUUCGGAGUCAUGGGAUUUUUCUAUCAAGAUCAUCGAAGCGCUUUCUAGAUGACUUCAGUUUACCGCCAGAGAUGUAAUCCUAACACUGCUCAAACUAACUCUGUGUCUUUAGAUAAGUGUGCUGUCAUUUGGAAUAUUGGUGUGUAGGAUCAUUUGAGUCAUGUAAAGAUGAUGUAGCUGUGCUAAUUGAAUUUGAGAAAAUAUGACUGGAAAAAUAAACCAACAUCACUUUUUCUAUGUGAGUUAAAUAUUAAGCUAUUGUGGUCAUGAAAGGGAGUCAUUUCAUGCAUGUGUUAAAGUGUGUAUCGAGCAUGUUGUCAUCUGGAAACAACAACAUGUGAAGAGCAGCAUCAAUAGGCCUCAUGCUCACACUGAAUUUUUUGAAGGUAGAGAAACGCCAUCAGUUUGUCCUGCGUCCUGCGUCCUGUCCCGACCUUCGGCCCCACUGACCCGGAGGAUAAAUCUUUGAUGAGUGGAUCUGUUUACAGAAUACGGAUUACACGCCAGAAACGGCCGAAACACUAAAUGUACUGUUGAUUUGAUGAUGUCCGCUGUGUAUUCAUAAUCUGUGAGAGUGAGGGGUCCAGUUCCAGUAAUCUGAUUAUAAGAUGAAUCAGAUGUAGAAAAUGUUCUGUUUUGGGCAAAAACAAUGUAUGUGACUGAACUGACAAUAGGUUAAUGUUAAAGGUAAUUUUGUUCAUGAUUUCUAAACUGCUCCUUCCAGUUCAAAUAUUCCUUGGAUUCAGACAUUUGUUGGGGUUAUGUUUGUGAAUUUGGGGUUAAAUAUUGAAAUGGUGGAAAGCUGGUUUGAAUUUCUUUGAAACGUUUAUGAAUCUGUGACCAGAGUAACUGAAGCUCACAGUCCUGUUGAAUGUCUCUUUGCUAAGCGUGACACACAAAUGUUCCCACACAAUGUAAAAUACGCUCUGUUACAUUUAUGUUGGAUGUAGAUUUUUGCAUCAAGCGUACACAUCACGUCUUCAAACAUGGUCCUGGUUGGGGAAUCAUUUGGAAAUAUUUAAAUCCACUUUCAUUGGAUGCCAUAUGAUGUUGAAAAUAAAAAUGAUGUAAACAUCAUUGCCAUUUGAUUUUCUAUAUAUUUAAACUCUAUAUAGUGACCCUCUAAGAUCUUGGUUGUUUCAUUAUUUCUAGAAUGCAAUAUAUAACAAGUCUCAGCCUUGCUUGAAUAGAAUGUUGGCUAAUCGUGUAUAAUUAUAUUUUCAGAAAUGACCAGAAUAAAUCUUUAAUCACCA
This is a messenger RNA of Pungitius pungitius (ninespine stickleback), 5185 nucleotides long. RefSeq names its product espin (gene espn). Gene Ontology annotation, biological process: actin filament bundle assembly. Gene Ontology annotation, molecular function: actin filament binding. NCBI's taxonomy places the organism in Eukaryota, Metazoa, Chordata, Actinopteri, Perciformes, Gasterosteidae. Gene Ontology annotation, cellular component: cytoplasm. The coding region runs from base 582 to 3308 and encodes 908 amino acids. The transcript has 14 exons. The record is from RefSeq and is a predicted model, not a curated record.